Wallemia ichthyophaga EXF-994 is the source of this 1590-nucleotide messenger RNA. RefSeq lists its product as uncharacterized. Bases 1 to 1590 code for a protein of 529 amino acids. NCBI's taxonomy places the organism in Eukaryota, Fungi, Basidiomycota, Wallemiomycetes, Wallemiales, Wallemiaceae. The transcript has a single exon. The record is from RefSeq and is a predicted model, not a curated record. Gene Ontology annotation, cellular component: site of double-strand break.
AUGCACAAUCACAGCCACAGUCAAGUGCCCAGCAGCAGCUCGGUGUUUGGGCUGCCAAACCAGCUCAACCAGCACAACCACGCCAUACCUAUCCCGGGCAGUGCCAGUAGCGGGGGAGGCUUUGCCCAGCGAGUAUCCAUGUCCCAGUCGCCGACGAGCAGCGUGAGUAUGAGUGCGAGUGCGAGUGCGGAAGCGCAGCGGCGGCGCAAUUCGCUGCACUCGUCCCAGACGCCAUCCACGCCGCCGGGAGGGUUACGAGGGGCUGAUGUGGCCGAUGUGCCGAUGGACGAUAGCGGGAGCGGGAGAGCGACACCAUGGCAAAUACUAUCGCAAAUACCAGCACACGCCCACACACACACACCCCUGCGCGUCCCCACACGGCCUGUCACGCGGCGACAGAACCUGCUUCCACAGUCCAAGAACUUUAGUCGAGUGCAGGACCAGCUGCGCGGGGAGAAGGCGCCACAGCAACACGAGGCGGCAUCAGAGGCCAACGUGCAGCGCCUGCUCCUGUCGGCACCUUCCUCGCCGCUUUUGCCGCGCACGCCGCGCUCGAGACACAGCCAUCACAGCCAUGCAGGACGCACGCGCACGCACGGCCGCUUUCCCGAGAGCUGCCACGACGAGGAUGAGGACCAAGAGGUGUGCAGCAGCAGCAGUGGCGAGGAGAGCGAGAGUGUGAGCGUGGGCGGGGGUAUGCACGUCGGUACCGGUACCCUCGGUGCCCUCGGUGCUUCUGAAGACAUGGACAUGAAUACCAACACCUGGGAACCGUGCGAUAGCGGCACUGUUGCUCACUCCCACUCACACCUACACAUGCCCCCGCCUAUGCCGCCGCGCGCACCACACAACACAAGUCUCAACGCGUGGCUCGAGUUUCGCGAGCCGAGCCACCCCGCGCGCGCGUCGCCGGGCGCGCGGCUGAGCCAGGGGAGUAUCCACGAUGUGGACUUGCCGAUGAACGGGAGUGGGAGUGGGAGUGUGAGUGCGCAUAGCAGCGGCAACGGCAACGGCAACGCCAAUAUGAACGGCUCCCCAAGCUCAUCCACCCAGCUCCACCUCACUGCCAACACGGGCAAAGCGGCGAAGCGGAAAUUGACUGAAGGGGACAGAUACGAACCGUAUGCGUACAGCAGCAUGAAGAGGCGAGCUGUUUCACCCAGUCUCUCAAUAAGCCAAAGUCAAAGCCAGACACAUACACAUACACACACGCAAAUGCAAACGCCAACACCAAUGCAGACACCAACACCAAUACAUUCACAUUCCACUCCCACCUCAUCUCAACAUUCCACUCUCAAACACAGAUCUAACUCCAACACAUCACGCUCGGCCAGCCCUCAACUGAGUACGGUCGUAGCAGCCGCUAGCACACCCGGCAAGGGCAGCGGAAUGGGGUAUGGAACUACGGCUCUCGGCCUUGCUGCGAGCUCGGGCAUCAAGUGGGGUCAUGAUUCAGUCGGUGGUGGCGUUGGCGUUAGCGCUCCCGUUGACGACUCGGCUCUUGAAACUGGCUCUAGCUACACCUCCGACGACGCCGUCAAAAUCAGGAGUGAGGGUGUGGAUGGUAUUUCGAGAAUGUCGCUGGGUUAG